Messenger RNA from Dermacentor andersoni, 601 nucleotides. RefSeq lists its product as uncharacterized. The record is from RefSeq and is a predicted model, not a curated record. NCBI's taxonomy places the organism in Eukaryota, Metazoa, Arthropoda, Arachnida, Ixodida, Ixodidae.
CUCUCGUCGGGCUCAGCGGUCAGGACGGUAUAAAAGCAAGCACGGAAUGGUGCUCUGGACACUGGAAAUCCCCGUUUCCGAGCACCCAAAACCAACAUGAACGGAUACACCCUCCUCGCCUUCCUUGGCGUCAUCGCCGCUGCCUAUGCCGGUGGCUAUGGCCUCGGCUACGGUCAUGGUCUCGGCUAUGGCCACGGCUAUGGUCUUGGCUAUGGCUAUGGCCACGGCUAUGGACAUGGUUAUGGCCUCGGCCACGGCUACGGACACGGCCACCAUGGCGCCGUUGUGGCCACCUCUGUGCAGAAGACUGUUCAUCAUGCUCCUGCCCGUGCUGUUGCUGUUGGUGUUGCUCACGGCUACGGACACGGUCUUGGCUAUGGACACGGUCUUGGCUACGGCCACGGUCUUGGCUACGGCCACGGUCUUGGCUACGGUGUUGCCCUCGGCCAUGGUUAUGGAUAUGGUCAUGGCUUCGGACACUACGGCUAAAUACAAUGUUUAUCAUAGUCAACCAUCCAACAAGAGUGAAAGGAAAGAUGUAUCCGGUACACGGGCCAAAAAGAAGGGGACGAGGAAUGUGAAAAUAAAAUUGUUAAUUUAU